CUCUUCACCUACCAUUAAAUUUGAUUAAUCAUAUAUUCAAUUUGGUCUAGAUGCAGUUAAUGUCGCUUCUCUUCGGCGACAUUUUCUAUUCACGCGACAUUUUACAUUUAUGGUGUAUGGAUUUUUUUUCAACAAGUAUCAACAAACUGAUUGAAUUGAGGUUUGAAAUAGGCAACCAAAGGUUAGAAGAAUAUAAGAAGAACAUAAGAUAAGAACAAUGGCCUAUACAUCCCCAGCAGUGGUUAUAGACAAUGGGUCAUAUACUACAAAGGCAGGUUUUGCUCUGGAAGACUUACCAUCAUUAGUGUUCAAUUCCAAUUAUUCUAUCGAUCCUAAUAACCCAGAAUCAUUUGUGAUUGGUGAUGAAGAGAUCGAUAGUCAACCUGAGAAUGAAAUCAUGACCUUAUUGGAUAAUGGGAUCAUCUAUGACUUUGAUCAUAUAGUUAAGAAUUGGGAAUAUGUAUAUAAUAAUGUUGAUAGUCAUUCAUCAAUUGAUUCAAAGGAAUAUCCAUUAGUUAUGACUGAACAAUCAUGGAAUACAUCAAAGAAUAAAUUAGCCACUACUCAAAUUGUGUUUGAGAAUUUUGAAGUUCCUAUAUUUUCCUUAGUGAAAUCACCAUUAUCACAAUUAUACCGUGCUGGUAAAUCAACUGGUAUAGUGAUUGAUAUUGGUUCGUCUGUGGCCAGUGUGACACCAAUAUUGGAUGGUAUAAUUCAAAAUAAAUCAAGUUUCCAUUCCAAAUAUGCUGGUGAUUUCGUCAACUUACAUGUGUUGAACUAUUUACAAACCAAAACUAGUAUUGAAAGUUUAUUACCUUCAAGUUAUGCUAAAGCCAGUGAACCAUUUAAGCAUUAUUAUACCAGUCAUAAUGUCUUACAAGAAUAUAAGAACUUAUCAAUGAAUUUCCAAUUAAAACAUUUCCAAUUAGAUAAUCAAUCUCAUAUUAGUGUUGAUGAUUCACCAAACUUAUUACUUAACGUUAUAAAUCCAACCUUACAUAAAUUACCAAACAUAACUUUACCAGAAGCCACUCCUGAUAAACCAAACACUCAUGGUAUAGUAAACUUAGUAUUCUUUGCUUUAAAGAGUUUACAACAUACUUUAUUACCUGCCAAUAAUGAAUCAUCCUCAUCUCAUAACAAAUACGCUAAAUUCACAGAAAUAUUUAAAGAAUUAUUAGGAAAUAUUUUAAUUACUGGUGGUUCAUCAAAUUUAAAUGGUUUACCCGAAAAGAUUUUAAAUGAUCUUAGACUUUCAAUUCAAGAAGUUUAUUCAGGUUAUGCAUUCAUAUAUAACGUUCAAACCAUAAGACAUUCAUCCAGUGCUGAUCCAUCUAAUGAGAUUUGGGAUAGACAAUUUGGUAGUUGGUUAGGUGCAUGUAAUUUAGCUAAUAUGUUAAAUGAUGUUUCCAAUAAUGAAGAAGGUAUUGAAUCUAACAGUGUCAAGAUCGCCUUAGAUAAUUGGUUUGUUACUAAAGCUGAUUAUGAAGAGUUGGGUGAAGAUUUAAUUGUCGAAAAGUUUAAGUAGAGAGAGAAAUUAUGUAUUAUUAAUAAUAAAAGCUGUAUUGUAUUUUUUUGUUUG
Molecule: messenger RNA, 1582 nt
Organism: Scheffersomyces coipomensis
Lineage: Eukaryota; Fungi; Ascomycota; Pichiomycetes; Serinales; Debaryomycetaceae
Exons: 1
Coding region: 218-1528 (436 amino acids)
Biological process (GO): regulation of transcription by RNA polymerase II; chromatin remodeling
Cellular component (GO): SWI/SNF complex; NuA4 histone acetyltransferase complex
Molecular function (GO): chromatin binding
Source: RefSeq, a predicted model, not a curated record